Sceloporus undulatus (fence lizard) is the source of this 2748-nucleotide messenger RNA. It is a transcript of the gene CERS4, whose product is annotated as ceramide synthase 4. Gene Ontology annotation, biological process: ceramide biosynthetic process. Gene Ontology annotation, molecular function: sphingosine N-acyltransferase activity; DNA binding. Gene Ontology annotation, cellular component: membrane. The coding region runs from base 371 to 1630 and encodes 419 amino acids. NCBI's taxonomy places the organism in Eukaryota, Metazoa, Chordata, Lepidosauria, Squamata, Phrynosomatidae. The transcript has 12 exons. The record is from RefSeq and is a predicted model, not a curated record.
GCCAACCAGGAGCUUCGGCAAAGGCUGCUUCAGCUGCUUCUGUUGGAAACAGGCCUCCCUUGGAAUAACCCUGAGCCCAGAUCUGGGCACAUAAUUCAAGAAGGAUGUUGAUAAGCUGGAAUGGGUCCAGAGAAGGAUGGCCAAAAUGGUGGAAGGUCUGGAAACCAGGCCUUAUGAAGAAUGAAUGGAUAUGUUGAACUUGGAGAAGAUGGAGAGAUGGCCAACUUUAAAUACCUGAAGGGAUGUCAUGGAGAAGAUGGAGCUUGUUUCCUGCAGCUCCAGAGACUAGAACAUGAACCGAUGGAUCCAAUGUACAAGAAAUCCCACCUAAACAUUAAGAAGAACUUUAAAAACUGUUUGAUGGUGGAGGAUGGGCUUUCUUGGAAGGCAAUGGGUUCACUUUCUUUGGUGGUCUUUAAACAGGAUGGCUCUUCCACUGAAUGAAUGGCUUUGGUGUCAUGAAUAUUGGCUGCCACCGGGGAUCACCUGGGAGGACAUGAAGGAGACGGAAGAAAUCCGGUACCCGCAGCCCCGGCACCUCCUCCUCAGCGUUCCCCUCGCCCUCCUCCUGGUCGCCAUCCGGUUCGUCUUCGAAAGGAAUGUUGCUGUGCCCCUGAGCAGGAAGAUGGGGCUGCGGGAGAAGGUGCGGAAGAAAGUCCCUCCCAACCCUGUCCUGGAAGCUUUUUAUGUUGUUCAUAGGAAAGGCCCCAAUAAGGCAGAGACCGAAAGGCUAGCCAAACAGUGUGACCUGCAGCCCAGGCAAGUGGAGCGUUGGUUCCGCUAUCGGCACAACUGGGACCGGCCCAGCUUGACCAAGAAGUUCUGCGAAGCCAGCUGGAGGUUCACUUAUUACGUCACUUCCUUUUGCACAGGAGUGGCGAUCCUCUACAAUAAACCCUGGUUUUGGGACCAUCGUGAGUGCUGGGUUGGCUAUCCGCAACAGCCCCUCCUGCCUUCCAUCUUCGGUUACUACAUGCUCCAGCUCUCCUUCUACUGCUCCUUGGUGGUCACUCUGCCCUUUGACAUCAAGCGGAAGGACUUCCAUGAGCAAAUCGUCCACCACGCUGCCACCAUCUUCCUCAUCAGCUUCUCCUACUGCGCCAACUACAUCCGGAUUGGCACCUUGGUCAUGAUCAUCCACGACGCUCCGGACUGUAUCCUGGAGCCCACAAAAAUAUUCAACUACCUGAAAUGGCGGCGGACUUGUGACGCUCUUUUCCUCACGUUCUCAGCCCUCUUUCUCUUGACCCGCCUGGUGAUCUUCCCCUACAAGGUUAUCUACAACACGUAUUACUACUCUAUGGAGAUUUUCCAGCCUUUUUUCGGCUACUAUUUCAUGAACGCGCUUCUGAUGACCCUCCAGCUGCUCCACAUCUUCUGGUCCUGCCUAAUCGUCCACAUGGUUUACAAGUUCAUGAAGUGUGGCACGAUGGAGAAGGACCUGAGGAGCGACACGGAGGACAGCGAGAAAGGUGAGGACGAGACAGCGCAGCGGCGGGAGAAGGAAGUCAAGAGCAACGGUAGCGUCCACUCCGAGUCCAGCAGCAAUGGGAACUGCGUCUGCAAAGAGAUGCCCCUGCAGCUGAAUGGCAGGACCCUCCCUGCCAAUGGACACGCCAAAACCAGAUAACCUGAGCCAGACCUACUGUCCGCUUCGCCACCCACUCCGAAUUGCUCCUGCCCCCCUUUUCCUCCCGUGGCCCUUUGCUUCUUGUAGGCCUGGGAACAGGCGGUAACUGUAGCCUUCUAGCCGAACCUCUGCCGCCUGCAGGAAUAACGAUAACAAUAAUAUUAAUAUUAAUAAUAACAAUAACACCAGAAAAGACAAAACAGUGACUGCCGCUUCUUUCCAUAAUAUUAUCAUCAGCGCCAUACUUAGAGCCUCGAGGUUUCGACAGGAGCGGGGGUGGGAGGGGACAGGUCGCUUAGGCCCGUACUCGCCCUGGCCUUGCUUUCGGCAGCUGGUCCUGAACCCGGUGUCGUGGCUGGCAAAAGGCACCUCAAGGUGGCACCCAAGAAUUGCUGCUGGGCCAUCAGCAUAUCAGUUUGGGUUUGCUUUUUUAUUUGCCUCCCCGCUGCCCCUCUCCCCUGAAAUGGAUGUAUUUGCAAGGGACCCUGAGUGGCAAAUCUGGAAGAGCAAAGCUUGGACCUGGGAGACAGUGAUGCCCUCCGUUACAGCUGAGUCUCCAUGUUGACCAUGGACAACGGCAAGGAUGAAGCUUAAGGCAAGAUGGGGAACCGGGGAACUGGAGUGGCAUGUCAUGGCGGGCCAAGGACUUUUGGGAUCAGCAGAGAAGGAGUAAAACUGAUCCAGGUGUUGCUGGAGAGGGAAUAGUGUUUGAAGGUCUGCAUGGGGUGUUUUGUGCGGUGUUGGGUUCACUGUAUGGACAGGAGAAGGACAUUUGCAUCUUGUGGGAGGAGAUGGGUGUGCGUUUUUGGUUUUGUAGUAUCUCUGAGGAUGGGAGACCAUGAGCGUUAAGUGGACCAUUGCCCAGGGAAGGGAGCCAUACCACAGUGUCCCCACUUCCCCAGUAAGAGGGGGAAAGUGGGGUUCUGAACUUUAAACCCUACCAAUCCAAUGGUGCUCCAUGUCCUCCUGAGGUAGUUGGAGGGGGAGUGCCGAGCAGGUCCCAUCCUGGCUGCACUUUUUGGUUUCUUUCCUGAGUCACUGGACUCUGUUGGUUGGUGACAUAGAGACCCCUUGCCCGGCUGCUGGAACCAAUAAUAAACUAAUUCCACAACACAAAA